Molecule: messenger RNA, 942 nt
Organism: Castor canadensis (American beaver)
Lineage: Eukaryota; Metazoa; Chordata; Mammalia; Rodentia; Castoridae
Gene: Itln1
Product: intelectin 1
Molecular function (GO): oligosaccharide binding
Source: RefSeq, a predicted model, not a curated record
AUGACCCAAUUUAGCUUCCUGCUGUUUCUCAUUGUGGCCACCAGAAGGUGCAGUGCAGCUGGGGCCAAUAUGGAUUUAGAGAAAGAGACCAAGUUUUUGUCUCCAUCUCUGCCCAGAAGCUGCAAGGAAGUCAAACAGAAGUACCAGAGUGCAUGUGAUGGCCUGUAUUUCCUCCGCACCAACAAUGGUGCCAUCUACCAGACCUUCUGUGACAUGACCUCUGGGGGUGGUGGCUGGACUCUGGUGGCCAGUGUGCACGAGAACAACAUGUAUGGGAAGUGCACAGUGGGUGAUCGCUGGUCCAGUCAGCAGGGCAACAGAGCAGAUUACCCAGAGGGGGAUGGCAACUGGGCCAACUACAACACCUUUGGGUCUGCAGAGGCCGCCACAAGUGAUGACUAUAAGAACCCUGGCUACUUUGACAUCCAAGCCCAGGACCUGAGCAUCUGGCAUGUCCCCAACAAGAGUCCCAUGCAGAACUGGAGGAACAGCUCCCUGCUGAGGUACCGCACCUUCAAUGGCUUCUUGGAGCAUGUAGGACAUAAUCUGUUUGGCCUCUACCAGAAAUAUCCAGUGAAAUAUGGAGAAGGAAAGUGUUGGACUGACAAUGGCCCUGCAAUACCUGUGGUUUAUGAUUUUGGGGAUGCCCAGAAAACAGCAUCUUAUUACUCACCCAAUGGCCAGAAGGAAUUCACUGCAGGAUUUGUCCAGUUCAGAGUAUUUAAUAACGAGAGAGCAGCCAAUGCCUUAUGUGCUGGAGUAAGAGUCACUGGAUGUAACACUGAGACGAACUGCAUUGGUGGAGGAGGAUACUUCCCAGAGGGCAAUCCUAAGCAGUGUGGAGACUUCUCUUCUUUUGACUGGGAUGGCUAUGGAACUCAUACUGGCUGGAGCAGUAGCCGGGAGUUAAUCGAGGCAGCUGUACUUCUGUUCUAUCGCUGA